Molecule: messenger RNA, 7237 nt
Organism: Pocillopora verrucosa
Lineage: Eukaryota; Metazoa; Cnidaria; Anthozoa; Scleractinia; Pocilloporidae
Product: FERM, ARHGEF and pleckstrin domain-containing protein 2
Cellular component (GO): cytoskeleton
Molecular function (GO): cytoskeletal protein binding; guanyl-nucleotide exchange factor activity
Source: RefSeq, a predicted model, not a curated record
CUUUGAAGCCAUGUUGGUGCUAGCGCGGAGGUAAUUUUAGACACGCUUUGUUGUAGUGUUUUAGUUUUGAAUUUCUUCUUGACUUGUCUGCCAUCGAAGAGUUUUUAAACGAAGGGGGAGUGUGGUUUGGUCCGCUUUCGUGAGCCCGUCCAAACGCAGAUCGCGUUAGAAUGUCUCGCCGUUAUGACAUGGGUGAGCAAGAUACUUCGGCGACUCAUGCAGUCUCCAAUCGUCGGAAAGUCACCGUCAAAGUUUGUAUGCUCGACGAUUCCGUGGUAAAAUUUGAUAUAGAGCCAAAAGGUAAAGGCAAAUCUCUAUAUGACAACGUCUAUGAAUGCCUGAACUUGGAAGAACGUGAAUACUUUGGACUAAGUUUUUAUGACAAAAAUGACAAUUUGUUUUGGCUUGAUGAUAUUAAACCUCUCAACAAACAAGUCAAAGAUCUCCGUUCAACGCUAUUUAGAUGCUGUGUGAAGUUUUAUCCACCAGAUCCUGCAAGUCUUCAAGAGGAGUACACAAGGUAUUUGUUUGGUCUUCAGAUAAAGAGAGAUCUUCUUAGUGGAAGAUUAAAAUGUUCAGAGAAUACAGCAGCCCUAUUGGCGUCCUAUGUUGUUCAAGGUGAACUUGGUGAUUAUGAUUCCAUGUCAUGCAGACCAGGAUAUUUGUCAGAGUUUCAAUUUUUCCCUGGUCAGACAGCUGACUCAGAAAAGAGAAUAUCUACUUACCACAAAGAGCACAGGGGUCUGUUGCCUGCUGAUGCUGACUACAACCUCCUAGAUGUAGCCCGAAGACUAGAGAUGUAUGGUAUGAUACUUUAUCCUGCCAAGGACAAAGAUGAUGUUGAACUCUACCUUGCGGCAGCUCAUAUGGGUGUCUGUGUAUUUCAGAAUGGGGCAAAAAUUAAUACAUUUUCUUGGGCAAAAAUAAGAAAGCUUAGUUUUAAGAGAAGAAGAUUUCUUUUGAAGCUCCAUCCUGAAAUAUUUGGCCAUUACAAGGAUGUUGUGGAAUUUCUAAUGGCAAGCAGGAAUGCUUGUAAGAGCUUUUGGAAAAUUGCAAUAACUACACAUGCUUUCUUCAGACAAAAUGUAAGCAACCCAGUUACCAAGUCUCGUCCAAGAAUCCUCAGCAGAGGCUCAUCAUACAGAUACAGUGGAAGAACACAGAAACAAAUCAUUGAAGGAUGUCGAACAACUUUCAGACAACAGCCUCCAUUUCAAAGAUCACAAAGCAUGAAAACACCCACAAGACACAAUUCUAUGGGAAACUCAUCACAACCAUCACCUAUGUUUUUCUCUGGACUAAGUGAGAACACACCCCCAAGGCCACUGAUACCUCUCCAGGAAAAACGGCCCCUAUCCUCAAAUGGACCAACAACAAGUAUUUCACAUGAGGAUAGACCACAGGAAACUCCACCUGAGGAGGACUUGGUCACCGAGCCAUUACCUGAAAAGAAGGGUGCCAUUCCACUCCAAGAUCUUGAUGAUGAACCAGAUAUGAUGAGGGAAGAGUCAGAUACACCUUCAGAAGCCCAGUCAGAGGCAGACCUUGAGUGGCAAACAGAGCCACUUGAAGUUGCUCCUGCAAGCACUACUGAGGCUUCUGUAAAUGUGCAUGAAUUUAAAGAAACAACAGAUGGCAAACCCAGAGAGGCUGUGGAGAAUAUUGAUGGUGAAUUUGAACGUGAUACACCACUGAAUUAUUGCAGUGGAGGUGAUGAUCACAAUGUUGAUGAGAAGGUUUUGAUUCCAGAAGAAUGUGUGCGCAUUGAGUAUCAACCACAACCAAAACCACCUUCACCUGUGGAGGUGAGUGAUGUUGACACAAUGUCACCUCCCCCGCCAUCUCCUCCCCCACCACCACCAGAAGAUGAGGAAGAUGAUGAAAUUCCAGGAGAGAUCAGAGAUGAAGGGGUUGGUCAGGAAUUUCCAUCACCACCACCAGAACUAUUACCCUCACCACCACCUGAGUUGCUGAAUGACUUUGAAAAUUCAGAGGAAGUUGAGCGUCCAAUACCUGUUGUUCCACAUAAUGGAUUCCAAGAAGAAAAUCAAAAACUAUAUGAUAAGGAAGGGGAAAACAGGGACGAGAAAAGAGAUUCAGCAAAACUGAACAUCACAUGUAGCAGUAUAGUCACUAAAGUACAGAAUGGUGGAGUAACACGACAUGGAAAAGGUAGCAGAGGGUCUCGUCACAGCACAGACAGCGGUGCAACAUCAGACUCUGGAGAAGCAAGGGAUACUAUGUAUGACGAGCUGUCGUCUCCAUUCCGAAGUGACAUUGAAACAUCGCCCCCAGUGUCUCCCACCUCACCAAUUUCAUUUCAAAAGGGUGCUUACAUCUCCAAGGAAUUGUACAGCGCAGCUCACAAUGUCGCCAGAGAACUGUUGAACACGGAGAGAACAUUUGUAAAAGACCUGGAAGUUAUCACCAUUGCCUUUAGAGAUGUUGUGAAUGAAGACAGUAUUCUUCCUGAGGAGAGAAGAAAGCUUCUGUUCUCUACAUUUGAUCCAAUUUACGAUUUCCACUGCUCAUUCUUAUCCGAGCUCGAACAGCGAAUGAACCUGUGGGAUAAAAGUGGAGCGUCUAAAACGAACGAGAGUCCAAGAAUGGGAGACCUGCUGCUACGUAACAUGAAGCAGAUAAAGCGAUACCUACACCAUGUGAAGAGACACGCCCAAGUGAUGCUUGAAUUAGAGGAUGCAACAAAUAACUAUAGAGACUUUGAGGUCGCCUACAAAGAGUUCGAGACUCAAAAAGUUUGUUACCUGCCAUUCAGUGCUUUCAUCUUGAAGCCAUCGCAAAGAAUAGUUCAUUACAAAUCUCUUCUAGAGAGACUUUUAAAGUUUUAUCCCACUGAACACAUCGACCAUAAGGACACUCAAAGAGCCUUGGAGGAAGUGAACGAGGCAGUUAAAGCUGUAGAGGAAAGUAUAAGGAAACUGGAAAACUUUCAGAAAAUCAUCGAGCUUGAAAGAGAUUUGCUUGGAGUUGAAAAUCUCGUGCAACCUGGAAGGGAGUUUAUCCGAGAGGGCUGUCUUCAGAAAAUUGACAGGAAAGGUCCACAACCAAGGAUGUUUUUCUUGUUUUCCGAUAUUCUCCUCUACACGUUCAAAGGCGUCACGUUAACAAACCAGUUUAGAGUGCGGGGCCAGAUCCCUCUGGAUACCAUACGGCUUGAAAACAGUGGUCCGGAGAUGCACGGGUUAUAUUCAUUUACUAUCAUCUCGGAAGCAAGAGAAAUUCAUUUAGCGGCAGGGUCAGAGGAAGAAAAAUACAAGUGGAUGGAGGAUCUGAAAAGAGCUGUAAAACAAGCUAGAGAUCGGGUUUUUUGCGGAGCUUGCUCUCAGAAGAGAUCCAACUUUGCCUACCGAACCCCCAAAAUGAGAUCAACUCGAUUCCUAUGCGAAGAAUGCUACAGCGAUCUAGAGCAAGAAGAAUUACAUAAUGGAGACACUCCCUACCCCCAGAUGGGAUCAGGUGACAAGGUCCUGCCCCUACCCACCCCCGUGGAAAUAACAGGAAUAGCAGAUGGUGAUGGAUCGGAUGACGAGAUCAAUUCUAGUCCAGUGUCAAGCUUGGAAAGAAGACAUGCGCACACUCACACCAUGUCCACACGUAGAGUCUGUUGGCAUAGAAAUACUAGUAUUAGUAUGAUUGAACAUUCGCUUUCUGUGCGAAAUCAGAUGAGUGGAGAAUUGCUGAGGAAAUUCAAGACUGGAAAUCGAUGGCAGAAACUGUGGGUCGUGUUCACAAACUUCUGUCUUUUCUUCUACAAAACACACGAGGACGAGUUCCCAUUGGCGAGCUUACCACUGAUUGGUUACUCGGUUGGGAGACCGGUUGAGGCCGAUGGUAUCGACAAGGACCUCGUUUUCAAGCUGCAGUACAAGACCCAUGUGUACUUUUUCAGAGCCGAAAAUGAAUACACCUUCUACAGGUGGAUGGAGGUGAUUACAGGUGCAACCCAAAGCUCAUCCAGAGUGCGUCUUUUCAGUCGUCAGAUCAGUUCUGUUCAUUAAGCAAGCUGCGAUUUGGAACAAGCUGCUUCUUUGUUGUACGUUCACCCGAGGUAUUUUAUAAUCGUUUUAUUACAUGCGUGCGCUGCUUUUCUAACGGGUGCCGCGAAGCCAAUCUUGGAGAAAAGUGAGGUAUUGUUCCUGAACAGUCUCUCAAGCUUUUUUACAAUGGUGACUAGGAUCGUAGCCAAACAAGGCUUUUUUACCGAAGGGAUGCGUCUGCUACAAGCUGUGAAUGUGACCCUUUGUGACCGUGGAGACGAGAAAUAAGUUAAAUUGCUGCAAGGAUCAAGGGCAGGCCUUCACCUCAACAUAGGCCGGAGGAUUUCUCCCCAACACUUCAAAAAUUCAAAGGCAUGGAAUGGAAGUAUCGUUUGACUUGUAAUGAUUUCCCAGGCGCGCAUUCAAGCUGACCUAAAAUGGGUUGUUGGUUCUCUUAAAGAGUCUGCAGUGAAUCUCUCAUCUUGAACGUCUCUUUCAAUGUGGAAUGGGCUUUGCAGCAUCCAGUAAUCUUCUCUUAAUUGUACCCGAUAGUGUUGUUGCUGAAUGACUCAAGUAGUUUCCGCGAGGGAGACUUAGGUAAUGGUUAGAGACCAUAUAACAGGGCAUGAUAAGCAGCCGUUAUCUUGGCAUUACUUCAACGCCAAUUUUAAGCGUUCUUCUUAAAAAACUUACUUACAAACACAUUUUUUUAAGAGGUCUAUUUCCUACCGCUUAAUACUAUAUUGUUAUUUAGUCUCUCGCCUGGUACUCCAUUAACUUACAAACUCCGAAUUUCUUCUCCACAGUUCUUUCAUUUUAGCUUCCCCUCGUUUUCUUGUAAAUUAAUUGAGAGUUGGAGUUCUCUAAAGAUAAAACUUGUACAUAAGGAUUUCUAUUCUCCCCAUCUGUUCUCAGUAAUGUAUUGCAAUUACGAGGAGAAGUUUCAUGUUAAUCACUGAUCGGAAUGAAGACAAAGACAUUUAAAAAUGCGGGUGCGGAGGAAACAGUUUAUAUAACAAUGUUUACAGUUUGGUUUUCGUUCUUGAGCGAGAAAGCCAUUGAAUUGUACAAUUAUAGAAUAUCUUGCUUAUUUUCAAUUUUAUUACCGAUUUUAACAGAAAUUGUCGUACGCCGGAAAGGGGUCUCGUGGUAGAGUUUAAGGUUCGGUAUAUUAAAAAUACUUAUACCCUCUGCUGCCUUGGGCGAAUUACAUUAGGGGAAAUUUUAGACGUUGGGAAGGUGAAGAAUUUUACAUAAGCUAAUUGUAGCUCGCAUAAACAUUUCCGUUGCAAAACUAAUGAAAAGCUUAAUUUUAGGUGUUUAAUGCUACAUCCGGAUUUGAUAUUAAUGUGGAAACUAUUUUUCGCGUUGUUGAUGUAGCGAGAGUGCUUUUACGUUAUUUGUAUUUACCAUCACGUUGAACUUGAGCCAAAUUGCAAAAUCUGUUUGAAAGUUACAAUUCGACUGCUGAAGCAAUGAACCUGAACGUAACAUUACCCAAGUGACCUUGAAAGUAUUAAGCAAAACAGUGGUUAAGUUAACCCUUUAACUCCCAAGAUCUCUUUAGUAAUUGUCCUUACUGUCUGGCAUACAGUUCUUGUGAUGUUAGUUUGGACAAUUUCUUAUUUGAGCAACUCAAAAUCCCCUAACUAGUAUUUUUCGAUAUUCUCAUCACUUGUCUACUUGUUAUUGUAUUGAUAUUGUAAGGAGAAAUUCUUUCUUCGUCAUUUAUGGGAUUUAAAGGGUUAUUGACGGAUUCUGUGUUCGUAGUGACCACCCGAGCGGGAAAGAUAAGCAGAUCUUCCACUCUCCGCUUUGCUGUCUUUUCUCUCGCCAGUGUGGAUUUCUUUGGUGUAGUAUUUUACUUCAGAAUAAUUUUUUCCUCAAGCUUGUUCGGUCUUGAUGGCUGGUUAUGGGACUCUACUUCGUCUCAGCUGGUAGAAUCGCUAAAGGACGAACUUAGCCCAUAUCUUGCCAUUCUGACCUCUAUUUUGGACAACAAUGGGCAGUACAUUUGAGAGAAAGUUGUUACUCUACAUCAACAAAGUGAAAAAUAGUCUCAGACUCUCGCAAUAACGUCAGGCAACUUUCAAACUACGUGGAAACUUCGAUUUAACGGCCGGAAGAGACACUUAGAACUGGACAUGACAUGCAAAUGUUACACACCCCGAUUUAAACACGAAAGGAUAAGGAGAAGAAGACUCAGUUACUUAAACAGUUUGUAGAACUUAUGAGAAUGCUUCUAAUCUUGUGAGUCUUAUCAUAAAGCUGUCUCGGCACAUUAUUGCCCUCGGUUGCUAUAAAAAUUAAAAAAAAAACAAAAAAGGGGUCUGUAACGCUUCUCAACCGUAGGUACAUACAUACAUCUUGAUACACCUAUCAGGCAGUGAGAGCGAGCGUGCUCUAUUAAUUUUCUAUUAAUUUGUUUUCGUUGCAUGAGAGUUGCAACGUAUUAAAGCUUUCGAAUUCUUAUUAAGGUGAAGGGUCUUCUAGCUGUAAUUGAGAAAAGACCGAGGAUAGGCCAAGAUGUGUGUUUAUUUCAAGUUAAAAGAGUCUCCUCACUAUGCGCGAUAAUCUCGAGAUGGUUGCGCCUCAAGGAGUUGUUAUCUGAAUGGGACUAGUCGGGCUGUCGUUUGGUAUGUGUUAUUUACUAGCGUCGAUGAAACUCUAGGGCAAUUUUUGUUGUUUUUGUCUUUUUGUUUGUUUGUUUGUUUGUUUGAUUACAGAUUGUUAGUCUAAAACCUGGGUAAAUUGCACCUUGGCAAUUACACCUCUCGCUGUAAAGUUACUACAAUAGUGUUUCGGUGAACGUGCAAUUUUAACAUCAUUUACCUGUUUACCUGAGUGCUCUUCAUGGCAGGGCUCUUCCAUAAUGAAUUGAAAGUUGCCCAAUUGCCCAAUUGCCGUGUCGCGCAAAGGUCGGUCUUAUUGUUGAUUUGGUCGAGGAUCGAGAUUUGGAUCAAGCGAUUGGAUGUGAGAAUCCGUUAAAGCGUGGAGACUCUUUUAACUUGAAGGUUUGUCUUGCAGGUCAGAAUUUUGUACAGAGUAUUGAGAUUAUUCAGAAGAAUGGCUAAAUAAAUGUUAAAUUUAUAUUCUUUAGAGUUAUUAUUCAUGUCGAGAAAUUCAUUGUAAGUUCAAAUAAAGUUUUGGACAUAACAGAAAUAAAGAAGCUGGCGAGUUCUUGCAUUUUCUCAUUGGGUGUCCAGUGUAGGGAGGCAACCACUGCUCUAUUUAUUUGA